AUGUCCACAUUACUUCCAAACACGGUAGAACCAGACCUUGUUGCUGAUAUCAAUGAGCAAUAUCAUGACGUCUAUGAGAACCGUGAGGCAGCAGGGGACAGGAUCGUUCUUGCGGAUAUGUACACAUUUCUCACCACAGACGAUCUUCAAGAUGGUACCCAUCCGACUGACUAUGGGUAUGAAAAGAUGGCGUCGGUAUGGUGGGCAGCUAUUCAGACUGCUCUAGCCAACAACUAUCUUUCUGCACCAAUCGACACGGGGGUCAGUGAUUUUCCGAACAAUACUUGCGAACAAAUAUAUGAGAGCAGUAGUACGGAUAACUACGCUCAAACACAAGAAGAGAGCGGAACAGAUGAUGGGAAUUAUGUACACACUUCGCUGAACAUGGGUCGCCUUCUUAAUAUUGCUAGCGUCGCGGGAGACAUAUAUCAGGGGGUCAAUCUCGCUCAGUUGGUCAACGUGUACGGAGCCUACAGAGAAAAUGCACUAGAUGAGCUGGUUUGGACCCAUGAUGGCGAAGGUACCUACAUGUUUUUGAACGAAAAUUCGGGGGAAUUCGGAUCAUCUGUUGAAUUGGACGUCAAAAUUCCGUGUUUGGCCAAAGGGGUUCAUUGGGGCGACGUCAAUAAUGAUGGCUUAGACGACUUUAUUUGCAUCGGUGCAGAUGGUGCAAUGUACGUCGCCAUCAACCAAGGAGCAACUGAUAACGUGCCUACGUUUGAGGAUAUCGGGCAGGUGAUGGCUGCGCCGGGUGGUAACCUGACUCAGACAAACGUCCGGCUUGGGGACAUUGAUGGCGAUGGACGUAUCGACUAUUGUUUGAUUGCAGACAAUGGUGAUAUCCAGUGCUGGCGCAACGGUGGCCAAAGUGAUGCCCCAACUUCUGCAUACGGUGGCUACUGGCAGGACUUAGGCAUCGUAUUCACAGGAAAAGGAAUGGGUGACAUUGCUGGUGUUCGAUUUGUCGAUAUCAAUGGGGACUUUCGUAGCGACUGGUUAUGGGUGGACGAUACUGGCAAGGUAACAACAUAUAUCAACAAUCGCGGCACCGGAAAGGGAAGUUUAGUACCAGAUUGGAUCUCUGUUGGUGUCACUCAUGCAGGCAUGGGAGUAGCUGGAGCUAGAGAUCGCGUGAAGUUUGGGAAUGUGUACGCUGGCAACGGAGCAGAUUAUUUGUAUGUCGAGUCCGUUGAGUCUGCUUCGAAUGCUUCAAUCGAUGACAACUAUGCCCAUGUUUGGAAGAAUACCGGGCAUGGAGGGACAACUUUGAAAGGCGACGGUGACUACUACUGCGACAUGAGAGGAACCGGCAUGGAUGACUAUGUCUGGAUCUCUCCAGAUGGUGUUGGCUAUCUGUAUGGCAACACACUCAAACCAUCAGAUUGGGAUCCUGCCGGACUUGAAAUAUUUGAGACGGCCACAGAACGGAAAGCUCUUCAUCUAGCCGACUUUGAUGGCGACGGCAAGUGCGACCUUUGGCUCGUAGAUAGAGCUACCGGAGCAGCAGAAGUAUGGAUUAACAACUGGGACUCUUCGACAAUGAAUUGGGAUAAACGUGGCGUGGUCACCGGCGACGCAACUUGUACUCAAGGUUGGGGCGUUGGACUAUAUGAUAUUGGUCUUCGCUUUUUUGAUAUCAACGGAGACCGACGAGCCGAUUAUUUGUGCAUGGAGCCCGAUGGCCGCACAACAGGAGCACUAAACCUCGGUGAGAACGAUUUUCAAGAUAUUGGUCAAAUCAAGCAUAGUGAAGGGUAUGACCGUGCAAACCAUCAAUGGGCCGAUGUAAACGGUGAUGGUCUGGUAGACUUCCUCUGGGUUGACAAAUUUAGCGGAGAUGCAUCGGUAUGGCAGAAUGGUGGACAAAUGCCUAGUGGCACUUUGAUAGAUGGCUCCUCGUUUCAAUGGACACCGUUGGGAGCUCGUUAUGAAGGGGAAGACAGAGGGGCAAAUAUACACUUUCCUAAUAUCGGAGGUCUUGGACGUGCUGAUUAUCAACAAGUUAUUCCACGAACAAACGUCGCAUACACCUGGUAUAACGUCUGCCCGGGAGGCGGCAUCAGUGCACUGGAUGAUGAGAGUGCUUCAAUUGAUCCGGACCUCCCGGCAUAUUCAGGUAGUUGA
Molecule: messenger RNA, 2124 nt
Organism: Talaromyces amestolkiae
Lineage: Eukaryota; Fungi; Ascomycota; Eurotiomycetes; Eurotiales; Trichocomaceae
Exons: 12
Coding region: 1-2124 (707 amino acids)
Molecular function (GO): phosphatidylcholine lysophospholipase A1 activity
Source: RefSeq, a predicted model, not a curated record